Messenger RNA from Scomber japonicus (chub mackerel), 2085 nucleotides. RefSeq names its product LIM domain containing preferred translocation partner in lipoma (gene lpp). Lineage: Eukaryota; Metazoa; Chordata; Actinopteri; Scombriformes; Scombridae. Gene Ontology annotation, biological process: cell-cell adhesion. Bases 311 to 1999 code for a protein of 562 amino acids. The record is from RefSeq and is a predicted model, not a curated record. The transcript has 12 exons. Gene Ontology annotation, cellular component: focal adhesion; stress fiber.
GGGAUGUUUUGGCUGGGUGCACCGCUGGCCUGCUGCCUUACAUGGGCAAACCUCUCCACUCACUCAGACGGCUGGAAUUUCACAGCGUGACGUCACUACCCACAACUCUCCCAGAAUUUGGAUCAAGAAGUUUCACUUUUUUUUAGGUGGGAUUUCAACCUCUCUCUCUCUUGUGUUUCCUAGAAAGCGAGAUUGCAGCAUAUUGUACUGGGCAUCGUGUCAACAAUCUUCCAGUCCCAUACAUCCAGAGAGGAGAAAAGGUGUCUGAUCCUGUCUUCCCCAUCAUUCCUUAGUGUUAAAGUUUUGAACCAUGUGGAACCCAGCCAACAGUAACGAGCAGACGGGACAAGUGACCGCCAGGAUGGAGACCACACCGUCGCUGGGCAGCGCCAGCAUCUCCAUCUCCCAGCAACAGGCACCCAAGAAAUUCGCCCCCAUGGUCGCGCCCAAGCCCAAGUUCAACCCUUACAAACAGGGAGGAGACCCCGCCCACUCCGACUCUGCAGCGGAAUACCCUCCCCCUCCACCACCUGCGGAAGACUCCGGUUUCCCAUCAUCCCCUGGUUCCUACCCUCCUCCUCCUCCUAUGAACUCAUAUGAUUAUCAGAUGAAAGGACCAGAGAAGACCCUGGAGGAGAGACGCUCCAGUUUGGAUGCUGAGAUCGACUCCCUCACCAGCAUCCUGGCAGACCUGGAGAGCAGCUCACCCUACAAGCCACGAACCACACAAAACUCUGGAUCCUCUGCAGUCCCUUCUCCAAACACUCCAGUGACUGGUUACAAGCGUAUGGUCAUUCCAACUCAGCCCCCUCUGACCGCCACCAAGAAGUCUACACCCAAACCACAGGGUCCUGGAGGAGUCUCGUCUAUGCCCCCUUCCUCCGUCAGCCCGGUUGCCAAACCUCAAAGCCACAUGGCUCCUCAGCCUGUUGCAGCCUCCUACGCUACAGCCUCAACCCCAAGCCAGCCCACAUUCAAUGUCCAGGUGAGAUCGGCCCAGCCCGGCCCCCAGCAUCAAGCCCCAGGCGGGCAACAUUUUGGCCAGCAUCCGAUCCGCAGCCCUGCACAGGUGCAGUACAUGCCAGCGCAGCCCAAAGGUCCCGACUUCGCCUAUGGACCACCACAGCCUGGCUUUUCAUCGAUGGCUCCGGGUGUAUAUCAGGAGCAUCCAGGAGUAGGCGCCAGGAGAGCUGAGGCAGCCCCUGCCCAAGCAUACCAACCUCCAGGCCCCAAGAAGACCUACAUCACAGAUGUACCACAAAGCUUGGCCCCCUACAUUGCUGGACCAGCUGUUCCACCAAAGGGCAGUGCUCCCAUGGCCCACCCUGAAGACGAGCUGGAACGCCUGACCAAAAAGAUGUUGUUUGACAUGGACAACCCUCCAUCUGAGGAGUAUUUUGGGCGCUGUGCCAGCUGUGGAGAGAACGUAGUGGGUGAAGGAACUGGCUGCACUGCCAUGGACCAGGUCUUCCAUGUUGACUGCUUCGUCUGCAUGACCUGCAGCACCAAGCUGCGUGGCAAGCCCUUCUACGCUGUGGAGAAGAAGGCCUACUGCGAGCCUUGCUAUAUUAACACCCUUGAGACCUGCACCAUCUGCAGUAAGCCCAUCAUGGAGCGCAUCCUGCGGGCUACAGGGAAAGCCUACCACCCUCACUGCUUCACCUGCGUGGUGUGCCACCGCAGCCUCGACGGCAUCCCUUUCACCGUGGACGCUUCCAACCACAUCCACUGCAUCGAGGACUUUCACAAGAAGUUUGCACCACGCUGCUGUGUGUGCUCUGAGCCCAUAAUGCCAGCGCCAGGCCAGGAGGAGACCGUUCGCAUUGUGGCCCUGGACCGUGACUUCCACGUGCAGUGUUACCGCUGUGAGGACUGUGGCUCCCUGCUGUCAGAGGGGGAUAACCAGGGCUGCUACCCUCUGGAUGGACACGUGCUCUGCAAAAACUGUAACACCAGCCGCAUCCAGACCCUCACCGCCAAGGCCACCACUGACCUCUGAGCAACCUGCCGCCCGGUCACCUCCACUGUGAUAACCCAAUUUUCUCUCUCUCUCUCUCUCUCUCUCUCUCUCUCUGUAUCUCUCUC